AUGUCAGGCAAGAGAAUUCCGCCGUAUGCAAAGGAACAAAUUUUAAUGUUAAGCAAGAAGGGCAAAAACUAUUCGGAGAUAAGCAGAGAAUUAGAGUUGUAUGGAUGUCCGGUGAGCAGACAAACAAUCUCGGCUUUUGUCAAGCAUUCCAUUAACGAGCGAACAGAUCUGAAGCCUGCAGUUAAAGAACGUAAAUGUAAAAGGGUGCUAAAAAUCGAGCACUUUGAAUAUAUCGAUAAUGAAAUGGCUAAAAACGACAAACUAUGUGCCGUAGGUAAGAACACUUUGUUGUUUUGUUGAUUGCCAAUAUAGUAUACCGUGUCAUAUGGAAUACAAAGACUACAAAGUGAUAUAAAUAAUUCUAGAUGCAUGGUGUUGUUUAGCAUUAAUAAUACUAUGUUAGAUAUAGCUAUGAUGUCAGGUUAUUCUAUGACUAUAAUCUAGCCGUGUCAUGUAAAUCAGUAUGACCUGGUUACUGCCAGAUUAUGCAUUCUGUAAACUAGGCAGGAUCAAAAGGGGGCCGAAGUAUUGUCAGUUGGUGAAAGAAAAAGACAAGGACAAGGAAAAAGUAGAAGUGCCAGACGCCGGCAAAAAAAUAAAUUGA
Messenger RNA from Paramuricea clavata, 604 nucleotides. Lineage: Eukaryota; Metazoa; Cnidaria; Anthozoa; Malacalcyonacea; Plexauridae. The record is from the annotation of a GenBank genome assembly.